Molecule: messenger RNA, 3814 nt
Organism: Tupaia belangeri chinensis (Chinese tree shrew)
Lineage: Eukaryota; Metazoa; Chordata; Mammalia; Scandentia; Tupaiidae
Gene: SPECC1L
Product: sperm antigen with calponin homology and coiled-coil domains 1 like
Molecular function (GO): protein binding
Source: RefSeq, a predicted model, not a curated record
GCCCAGCCCGGAGCCAGCGAGCGAGCAAGGCGGCGCCGCGUGGUAAGACCCAGGACCCGGACCUCUCAAUAUUUGCUUAUAAAUGCAUCACGAAGAGGCAGCCCAGAAUGAAGAAAGCAAGCAGGAGUGUUGGCUCAGUGCCUAAAGUGUCUGCAAUAAGUAAAACACAAACAGCAGAAAAAAGCAAACCUGAGAACAACUCUUCAGCACCUACAGGAAGCAAGCUUGUAAAACCUGGAACAGCAGCACCGUUGUCGAAGACAAAGAGCAGUGAUGACCUGUUAGCGGGAAUGGCUGGGGGGGUAACAGUGGCGAAUGGUGUUAAAGGAAAGAAAAGCUCCUGCCCGUCUGCAGUGCCCUCAGCACCCGCCCCUGCCAUGACCACCGUGGAGACCGCACAAGUUCUUCAGCCAAGCGGAGCACUUCUGCAGGUAAUAAAGAAUCCAGUUCUACUAGAGAAAGAUUGCGUGAACGUACCCGACUAAACCAGAGCAAAAAACUACCUUCUGCAGGUCAGGGAGCUAAUGACGUGGCACUGGCUAAGCGUUCCCGCAGUCGCACUGCCACGGAAUGCGACGUUCGUAUGAGCAAGUCUAAAUCGGACAAUCAGAUCAGUGACAAAGCUGCUUUGGAAGCCAAAGUGAAAGAUCUCCUCACACUGGCAAAAACCAAAGAUGUGGAAAUUUUACACUUGAGAAACGAACUCCGAGACAUGCGUGCUCAGCUGGGCAUUAGUGAGGAUCAUUUGGAGGGCGAUGAGAAGUCCGAGGAGAAGGAACCCAUUAUAGCUCACCAGCCCACUGAUGUCGAGUCCACGUUACUGCAGUUACAGGAGCAGAAUACUGCCAUCCGUGAAGAGCUCAACCAGCUGAAAAACGAAAACAGAAUGUUAAAGGACAGGUUGAACGCGUUGGGCUUUUCCCUGGAACAGAGGUUAGACAAUUCUGAAAAGCUGUUCGGUUAUCAGUCCCUGAGCCCAGAAAUCGCUGCUGGUAACCAGAGCGAUGGAGGAGGGACUCUGACUUCUUCCGUGGAAGGCUCUGCCCCGGGCUCAGUGGAGGACCUCUUGAGUCAGGAUGAGAACACCCUGAUGGCCCAUCAGCACAGCAACUCCAUGGACAACUUAGACAGCGAGUGCAGUGAGGUGUACCAGCCUCUCACGUCGAGCGACGAUGCUUUGGACGCACCGUCGUCUUCAGAGUCGGAGGGCGUCCCGAGCAUAGAACGCUCUCGGAAGGGCAGCAGUGGGAACGCAAGCGAAGUGUCUGUCGCCUGCUUGACAGAGCGGAUACACCAGAUGGAAGAGAACCAACACAGUACGAGCGAGGAACUCCAGGCCACUCUGCAAGAGCUAGCGGAUUUACAGCAGAUUACCCAAGAACUCAACAGUGAAAAUGAGAGGCUCGGAGAGGAGAAGGUUAUUCUCAUGGAGUCUCUGUGCCAGCAAAGCGAUAAGCUCGAACACUUUAGCCGGCAGAUCGAGUAUUUCCGCUCCCUCUUAGACGAGCACCACAUCUCUUACGUCAUAGACGAAGAUGUAAAAAGUGGGCGCUACAUGGAGUUAGAGCAGCGGUACAUGGACCUCGCUGAGAAUGCGCGUUUCGAACGAGAGCAGCUUCUUGGCGUCCAGCAGCAUUUAAGCAAUACUUUGAAAAUGGCAGAACAGGACAACAAAGAAGCCCAGGAGAUGAUAGGGGCGCUCAAAGAGCGCAGUCACCACAUGGAGCGAAUUAUUGAGUCUGAGCAGAAGGGAAAAGCAGCCUUGGCAGCUACUCUGGAGGAGUACAAAGCCACAGUGGCCAGUGACCAGAUCGAGAUGAACCGCCUGAAGGCCCAGCUGGAGAACGAAAAGCAGAAAGUGGCCGAGCUGUACUCUAUCCAUAACUCUGGGGAUAAGUCUGACAUCCAGGACCUCCUGGAGAGCGUCAGAUUGGACAAGGAGAAAGCAGAGACGUUGGCCAGUAGCCUGCAGGAAGACCUGGCUCACACCCGGAACGAUGCCAAUCGGCUGCAGGACACCAUUGCCAAGGUAGAAGAUGAAUACCGAGUCUUCCAAGAAGAAGCUAAGAAACAAAUCGAAGAUUUGAAUAUGACAUUAGAAAAGUUAAGAUCAGAGCUAGAAGAAAAGGAGACAGAAAGGAGUGACAUGAAGGAGACCAUCUUCGAGCUUGAAGAUGAAGUAGAGCAACAUCGAGCUGUGAAACUCCAUGACAACCUCAUUAUUUCCGACCUAGAGAAUACGGUUAAAAAGCUACAGGACCAAAAACAUGACAUGGAAAGAGAAAUCAAGACACUCCACAGGAGACUUCGGGAAGAAUCUGCAGAGUGGCGGCAGUUUCAAGCUGACCUCCAGACUGCUGUGGUCAUUGCAAAUGACAUUAAAUCGGAAGCCCAAGAGGAGAUUGGGGAUCUGAAGCGCCGGUUACAUGAGGCUCAAGAAAAAAAUGAGAAACUCACAAAAGAAUUGGAGGAAAUAAAGUCACGCAAGCAAGAGGAAGAGCGCGGCCGGGUGUACAACUACAUGAAUGCCGUUGAGAGGGAUCUGGCGGCCUUAAGGCAAGGGAUGGGGCUGAGCAGAAGGUCCUCGACGUCCUCAGAGCCAACCCCUACUGUGAAGACCCUCAUCAAGUCUUUCGACAGUGCAUCUCAAGUACCAAGCCCCGCUGCAGCUGCAAUUCCUCGCACACCUCUGAGUCCCAGUCCUAUGAAAACCCCGCCUGCAGCAGCUGUGUCUCCUAUGCAGAGACAUUCCAUAAGUGGACCUAUCACAGCCUCCAAACCCCUGACCGCCCUAUCAGACAAGAGACCAAACUAUGGGGAAAUCCCUGUUCAAGAGCAUCUGCUAAGAACGUCCUCAGCCAGCCGGCCUGCUUCCCUGCCCAGAGUACCUGCCAUGGAGAGCGCCAAAGCCAUUUCAGUGUCUCGACGAAGUAGUGAAGAAAUGAAACGGGAGAUCUCUGCCUCGGAGGGAGCGUCGCCGGCCUCUCUGAUGGCGAUGGGGACCACAUCGCCACAGCUUUCCCUGUCCUCCUCCCCCACAGCGUCUGUGACACCCACCACCCGCAGCCGGAUACGGGAAGAAAGGAAGGACCCUCUCUCAGCAUUGGCAAGAGAAUAUGGAGGAUCAAAGAGGAACGCCUUGCUGAAGUGGUGUCAGAAGAAAACGGAAGGCUAUCAGAACAUCGACAUCACGAACUUCAGCAGCAGCUGGAAUGACGGGCUCGCCUUCUGCGCGCUCCUGCAUACGUACCUUCCGGCCCACAUCCCCUACCAGGAGCUGAACAGCCAGGACAAGAGAAGGAACUUCACGCUGGCCUUCCAGGCGGCUGAGAGCGUCGGCAUCAAAUCCACGCUGGACAUCGGCGAGAUGGUGCGGACGGAGCGGCCGGACUGGCAGAACGUGAUGCUGUACGUGACAGCCGUCUACAAGUACUUCGAGACCUGAGCACGCGGGCCGCCCCAACAGCCCGGGGACCUGGACCCGGAGCGGUUCCUGGGCGACACCGACGCCAUUAGCUACGCGCCCCGUAAAGCUUCGAGCACCUCUGGGCUGCCCCACAGAGUGCGACCCUCCAGCCUGUGGCCGCGGCUCAGGCCAGGGCUCCUCCCACAUGACCUGCCCACUCCGAGGUCAUCUGGGCUUGGCACACGUCGGGGCGGGCUGGUUGGCGGCCAGUUUUUCUUCGGAAGAGAAUAUCGAGCUGUAUUAGUUACAUUACACUGCCCCAGGGUGUGGAAAAACGAGACCUGAACUAAACUUGGGGAGAGGGGAGUACGUGCCGUGGGACGCUCCCGGGGUGUGGGAGCUGCAGCC